Papilio xuthus (Asian swallowtail) is the source of this 701-nucleotide messenger RNA. RefSeq names its product cytochrome P450 6k1-like. Gene Ontology annotation, molecular function: iron ion binding; heme binding; oxidoreductase activity, acting on paired donors, with incorporation or reduction of molecular oxygen. The record is from RefSeq and is a predicted model, not a curated record. The transcript has 4 exons. Bases 128 to 649 code for a protein of 173 amino acids. NCBI's taxonomy places the organism in Eukaryota, Metazoa, Arthropoda, Insecta, Lepidoptera, Papilionidae.
AAUAAAAUGUCGUAGGGAGUAGUCGCUAUGUCUGUACUGACCGUAUAGAUGAUUCGCGUCGACAACUCAACGCUGUGUGUGCGGAGCGCGCAAUGCGAUACUCGCGACGCGAUUUACGUUGUCUUGUAUGUUUCUGCUUCUGUUAACGCUUGCUGUAUUGCUGUUGCUGGUGUGGGUUUACGUUCGUUGGUGUAAAGUAAGACGUUACUGGGCAGACCGAGGUGUGCCCUUCGCUCCACCAAAUCCACUGCUCGGGAAUUUGACGUUUUUACAGCGUUAUAAUUCGGGGAUAUGGAUGAGGAACUUGUACCAAAGUUACCGCAGCCCGUAUGUGGGCAUCUGGCUGUUCUGGCGGCCGGCGCUGGUCGUCAAUAGUGUGGAUAUCGGCCGACGCAUACUGGUCAGCGACGCAGCAUUCUUUAGGGACCGCUUCGUAACUUCGGGAGAUUCUGAUCCUAUCGGGAAAUAUAAUCUAUUCACUGUGAAGGAACCAGUUUGGUCAUCCCUUAGACGUCGCCUGACGCCUGUGUUCACCGCGGCCAAGCUGCGCAGCGUGCACGACUUCGUUACGGUGAAGACCCAGGAGCUCAUGCAGAGAAUUCAAAAUGAUAUGACAGAGAAUCAAUGUUUCAAUCUUAGAGUAAGAUAAUUAGAGUUAUAAGCUGACGACCGCGAGACAACGAAUCUUAAUCAUGACUCUU